Molecule: messenger RNA, 2315 nt
Organism: Zeugodacus cucurbitae (melon fly)
Lineage: Eukaryota; Metazoa; Arthropoda; Insecta; Diptera; Tephritidae
Gene: betaggt-II
Product: geranylgeranyl transferase type-2 subunit beta
Exons: 1
Coding region: 178-1200 (340 amino acids)
Biological process (GO): protein geranylgeranylation
Cellular component (GO): Rab-protein geranylgeranyltransferase complex
Molecular function (GO): Rab geranylgeranyltransferase activity
Source: RefSeq, a predicted model, not a curated record
UAACAAAUAAUUAUUUUGAACUUGUUUCAUUUUAUUUGUACUUCUACAAUUAAACAACAACAACACACUAUUACAGCAAAAUUAAUUAAAAUUAAUCAGUGCUUUAUUGUAGAUACGUAUAGCUAAAGUUAAUAUUGGGGCGUUUAGUCAACUAAGUGGCAAGGAAAAGUCGCCAAAAUGGAUUUCACAAGUUUUGCAAAACCCAGCAAUGCGGAUGCAAAUAAUGAGAAGAACACGGAUUUACACUUUUGGAAACAUGUUGAGUACAUUGAGAAUCAUGGAAAAGAUCAGGACGAUUACGAAUACUGCAUGACUGAAUUUCUACGCAUGUCGGGUAUAUAUUGGGGUGUCACAGCAUUAGAUAUCAUGAACCAGCUGGAUCGUCUGGAUCGUACAUCGAUAAUAGAUUUCAUACGACGCUGCCAAUGUCCAGUUACAGGCGGCUUUGCGCCAUGUGAAGGUCACGACCCCCAUAUAUUGUACACACUUUCUGCCAUACAAAUACUAUGCAUUUAUGAUGCUUUAAAUGAAAUAGAUUGUGAGGCAGUUGUGCGCUACGUAAGUGGUUUACAACAAUUCGAUGGCAGCUUUUUCGGUGACAAAUGGGGUGAGGUGGAUACGCGUUUUAGCUUUUGUGCCGUGGCCAUACUGACGCUAUUGGGACGUAUGGAGGGCACUAUUAAUGUGGAACGUGCAAUAAAAUUCGUAAUGUCAUGUUGUAAUCAAACGGAUGGUGGCUUUGGUUCCAAACCGGGUGCCGAAUCGCAUGCCGGUCUCAUCUACUGUUGUGUGGGCUUUCUUUCGCUGACACAAAGUUUACACCUACUCGAUAUUGACAAGUUGGGUUGGUGGCUAUGUGAACGUCAACUCACCUCAGGUGGCCUGAAUGGACGACCAGAAAAACUGCCCGACGUCUGCUACUCAUGGUGGGUGCUCUCUUCAUUAACAAUUAUGGGACGUCUGCAUUGGAUUAGCGCUGAGAAACUCAAGCAAUUCAUACUAACAUGCCAAGACAACGAAACUGGUGGUUUUGCCGAUCGCACUGGCAAUUUGCCGGAUAUAUUUCAUACACUCUUCGGCAUAGGUGCACUUUCGAUAUUGGGCUUUGAUGGACUCAAAGCGAUUAAUCCCACACUUUGUAUGCCGCAAUAUGUGAUCGAUCGUUUGGGUAUAAAACCGCAAAUAUUGUCAAAACCCUAAACGAGGAUGUGAAGUGAAAUAAAUGAUUCCAUGCAAGCCCAAAGCAUAUUCAGUUUUGCACAACUACAAAUAAUAAGUGAUUGAAAAUAAAGUUGUAAUUGCUUUAAUAUUGUAUUCUUUGUUUUUGUUUUUGUUAAGCCUGGUGUAGAGAAAAUGUAAACUCAAAUUGCUUUAAUUAUAUUUAAAUAGAUGGACCGUAGCAAAGAUAAAUUUUGAAAUGUUUGUUUACACUUAAGCACCGUUAGUUUAUGAAAUAGUCAAGAAAUACAAAUAAGACAACAGAAUUAAAGACAUAUAUUUUAAAAAGCCAUCAAAUGUACAACAAUAAAGUAAAUAUAUAAUGAAAACACGCAAAGAGUUAUUUAUUUUUGUUUUUACUGAAGGCGCAUUUCAAUGAUUCACAAUUGCUUUACACAUUGCAUGUCAUAAUAAACGAAGUGUUAUUUCACAACAAAAAAAUCAAAUAAAAAUUUCACAGAAAUGUUAAUUAUAGUUGUUUAUUAAUUUAUUUAUAAUUAUUUAAUAAAGUACAGUACAGCAUUAUAUUAAAUUGCCCUCAAUUAUGAAUACAUUUACACGAUCCAAACAAUAUACUAAUUCCAAUGCAAUCACAUAAGUUAAAAAAUCUUAUUUAUUUUAUAUAUACAUGGUACAUUAUGACAUUUAUGUUGCAAACCUAAACAAAAAAAAUAAAAUAAAAAUUAAUUGACUCAAUACCAACACAUAGUGUUUAACGGUAUAUAAAGGAAUAAAAUAUAUUUGUAUUGCCAAACAAACACAUCCUUAGUAUACACAAAAUAUCAUUUAAAGUCACAUUACACUACUAAUCUACGUUGAGAUUUUUCAAUUGAAAUCAAAGUGAAAACAUUUUUUUAGUUUACUAAGGCACUAUGGCAUUUAGUUCUAACAAGGUUAUUAGCGCUAAUUCGUGAUUGCCCAGAUUUAGCCUAGUUUAUUUUCACAUACCGCACUGCACUGGCUUUAGAAAUAUGGAGUUUUUAGUUACAUACUACAAAGCACUUUUCAAUUUUUUUACACUACUAAUUCACUAUUAUUAUAUACACACUUCUAUAUGUAUAUUGUUGGAUGUGUUUGUGAUAUUUUCAUUAUUGUUU